AUGGCGGAACAUCAUAUCGUUCCAGGCGGCAAUACAGCUGCAUCAAUGACCCCACCUGCCAGCGCCGACGGAGAAAAGAUGCAUCCUCAUAGCCUCAAUUCUUCCUCUACGUCGCCUCGUCCUUCCAUUGAGGAUGACGGUACUUCUCCCAUCAUGGACGAUAUCCAUCCCGAUCAUUAUUAUGAGGGUGGGAGAGUACCGGUCUUCAAGCCGACCAUGGAUCAGUUUCGAGACUUCAGGGCCUUCGUUCGUAGUAUCGACAAGUACGGCAUGAAGUCCGGGAUUGUCAAAGUGAUUCCACCGAAGGAGUGGACGGAGUCCCUUCCCGCCCUAGAUGAAGCCGUCAAGACGAUCCGCAUCAAGAACCCCAUCGUCCAAGAAUUCACAGGGUCUCACGGAACCUUUACCCAGGCGAAUAUUGAGAAACAGCGGUCAUAUAACCUGCCACAGUGGAAGGCUCUGUGUGAAGAGAUUAGCCACCAGCCUCCAGCUCGGCGCGGAGAGAGACGCUGGACUCAGGGAAAACCCCGCGGAACAGCCAGAGGACAAUCUAACAAGCCUGAAGCCCAGAAACGCAAAUUAGCUCCAAACAAGCGUAAACCCAGUGAGGAAUUACCCGAAAACCAGGAUGAUGGUGAUGGAUCUAAGCCGGAAAGUCCACCCACCCCAGUGUCUCCAGAGUCCAAGCCCGUCAAAGCCAAAUCCGAGGAAUUAAGUGAUGGAGAGCCGUUGCCAGCCCCCAAGCCAAAGGGCAGACAACCCAAGUCUGUCUCUGCUCGUCGGAAAAACAACCGGGAUGAGCAUGAUGACUACAUUGAUGAAGAAGCUUUCAUCGAUUUUGACUAUCAUCUCUCCAGUAACGAAGAGUUCACCGCCGAAAGGUGUGAGGAACUCGAAACCGCUUAUUGGAAAUCUCUUAUGUAUAACAACCCCAUGUACGGUGCUGAUAUGCCAGGUUCUUUGUUUGAUGACGCCGUCACUUCAUGGAACGUUGCCAACCUGCCCAACCUGCUGGAUGUCCUUGGCCAGAAAGUCCCCGGGGUGAACACUGCAUAUGUCUACCUUGGCAUGUGGAAGGCCACCUUUGCUUGGCAUCUUGAAGAUGUUGACCUGUACAGUAUUAACUACAUCCACUUUGGCGCUCCGAAGCAGUGGUACAGCAUUUCGCAGGAGGAUCUCCCACGGUUCGAAGCAGCAAUGCGAAGCAUUUGGCCGACCGAUUCGAAGAACUGCAGCCAGUUCUUGCGUCACAAGACAUACCUCAUCUCCCCUACGGUUCUCAAGUCACAGUACGGCAUCACUGCCAACAAGCUAGUUCACUAUGAAGGCGAGUUCGUUAUCACAUUUCCUUAUGGGUAUCACUCCGGAUUCAACCUAGGCUACAAUUGCGCAGAGUCAGUCAAUUUCGCCACGGAAAGUUGGCUUGACUAUGCCCGGAUUGCCAAGAAAUGCCACUGCGAAACGGAUACCGUCUGGAUCGACGUCGAUGAGAUCGAACGAAAGCUACGAGGCGAAUCUACUCCUGAAUACUACGAUGAGAUUAGAAGUGAGCAGUAUGAAGGUGCCUCAGACCUUCUUACCCCGCCUAGGAGCGUUCCGGAAAAGUCCUCAAGGCCCAGGAAAAGGAAAGUCGAUGGUGUUGAAUCCAAAUCCAAACGCGCUAGGUUACAUUUGGAUUCUCCAAGGAAACCUCCAUGUGUUCUGUGCCCAAAUAGUAUGGAUUACGAGGAACUUUUGGCUACCGAAGGUGGCUUGUCGCAAGCACACAGACGCUGCGCGUUGUUCAUCGAAGAAACCUCCAUCCUCAAGGACGACUUAGGUCGCGAAAUCGUUUGUGAUAUCGACAAGAUCCCCAAGGCUCGAAUGGGCUUGAAAUGCUUGUUCUGUCGCGAGGUAAAGGGUGCUUGCUUCCAGUGCAUGUACGGAAAGUGUGCGAGAGCGUAUCAUCCAACAUGCGCGUUACUUGCUGGCGUACAGGUAGAAUUUGGCGAGACUGCAGUUAUUGCUGAUGACGGCCACGAGUACUCGGUUCCGGCCAUUGAUCUGAAAUGCAAAUAUCAUCGUCAGAAGCGCUUUGGCUCACUGCCCUCACAGCCUCUCGAUACAGACUCCAAAGUUAUGGAGACGGCGCUCAAGUUAAAACCUGGAGAUUUGAUGCAGUUUCAAGCUGAUAAGGAGAUCAAUGGAGCUGUUGUGUUGGAGAAUCGCCCAUCGGAGCGCUCGUUGAUGUUGAAAGUGCUUCCAAGAGGUGAUGUGAUUGAACUUCCAUACCGUUGGACCUUAAUAGUUAAAAAGUCGAAUUUCCCGCCACUACCUCCGAACAUCGUACCGCUUCCCCCUCAUCUAUCUCGAAAGCCCGAUUCGAGAAACGAUUCGAACUCUUCCAUGCCUUCUCACGGCAUGAUAUUUGGCGAUACCUCUUCGGGCUACCGCUGGGAGGACUUUGUUUGCGAACAACCACCAUUUAAUCCGGAUACGUGUACAGUUGACCUGGCCAAACCGGAAACACUAUGGUAUUAUCUUGGCAAGACCUCCACGGACUGUCGUGCCCAGUAUACCCAUAAUAUGGAUAUUCCAAUUCAUAAUUCUAGGUCUAAUUUCCUUGAGAGUGUAAGAACACUUAGAGCACCCACUGCUCCAGCUAAGCCCGGCCGUCCUCCUAUCUAUAACUCGAGCCCAGUGAUUUCCAGAGCCCCUUCCGUGACCCGGCCGCUUCUAGGACCAACAACCACACAGGCAGCAACGACGACGGUAGUAACGACAAGAGCGGCGUCCCCGGCAAAGUCUCAUGCUUCCAAUGCACAGACAAAUGACAAGCUCCCAGUGUGGAGUCCAAGCGACAGUGCAAUGAAAUCUACAAUGGCUCGCCGGCUUAUUGCUUCUAUUACUGAACAUGCCAAUGUAACUGCUGGAUAUACUAUUGUGAAUCCUGACUUUGUGGUGCAGACGCUUCUAGGAGAUGAUACCUCGCCCAUCCCAAAGAACGGCUUGGAAAAGCUCAGAACCUCCAUGUCCGAAUCGCAGGUCCCUGUCCGAUCCGUAGAUGGCACCCUCUCCUACCAACCGCUAAACAUGGAGGGCGACGACGUCGAUCAUCUCAUCCGCAUGCUUCGAUUCGCCGUGAGCAGCCUCACCAGCGUCGUUAACGUACCGGAGAAACCCAAGGCCCCGGAACAGCAGCGGAUAAUAGCACAAGAGCCUGCAAAGGUCCUCGAGCUCCAACCCCAAGAACCCGCCGCCCCAUCCAUCACCGGAAGAUGGACAUUCCUGGAAAUGCAGCGCCGUCAAACCCCGUCCGUCUACUGCUCGCCAUAUGCACCAGGUUUUGGGUUUUCGGAUUAUGCCAAGGAGGAAUAUGGACUAGUAGGAACUCCGCAAUCAUCUCGAAAAGAGCCUUUAGCAGCGGACUAUUUUGCUAAGCUAUCACCAGAAGACCAGGAAAAGAUAGUCCAGGCAUGCGGGCCGGUUCCCCCCGCCUCGGAAAGCUUCUCAACCCUGGAUGACUCGAUCAUAGCAACUCAUGGCCCUGAAAACCAGAACCUCCUAUUCCCUACGACAGAAAUUACCGCGCCUAAUACCUCCGCGGCCAUGAUCCCUGAUAACCACCUCCAUCCCCUAUCCGUUUUCGAUAUGACCCUUCGCGCCGACUCACCUGCUUCGAGUUUCAACCGUGUCCCACUCCACUACCAGUCUCCUCAGGAGUUCGGGAGCCACAUAGACCACGAAUCCUCACUGCUCCCGCGCCACCUCAACGACCACCACGAUCUCUUCGGUGAUCAGCAGGCAAACACACGGUUUUGGCAGAGGAGCGUGCCGUGGAACGAUGUUGAUACUCAGUCCCAUGGUGACGAGCAUAGGCCAUUUUUCGGGCCCCAUCUCCGUCCCCCAGGACAUGAGUAUGCUUCGUCGGAAAUGGAAUUUGGCAAGGGUCCUGGGUCGCUUCAUUCAAUGGAUAUGGCUGGAUUUGGUUUUGAUGGGCCAGAUGAUCUCUUACCGGAGCCCAGUCCAUAG
Molecule: messenger RNA, 4011 nt
Organism: Arthroderma uncinatum
Lineage: Eukaryota; Fungi; Ascomycota; Eurotiomycetes; Onygenales; Arthrodermataceae
Product: DNA damage-responsive transcriptional repressor RPH1
Exons: 5
Coding region: 1-4011 (1336 amino acids)
Biological process (GO): chromatin remodeling
Cellular component (GO): nucleus
Molecular function (GO): histone H3K9 demethylase activity; histone H3K36 demethylase activity
Source: RefSeq, a predicted model, not a curated record